GGGAUAGUUAUCACAGAUAUUACUGGAAGAUCACGGAAAAUUGAAAUGGACGGAUAUGUAUUUCACUUUCUUUAGGGAUUAAGAAGGUGUGAUGUCCUGCACCAUGGCAGAAGAAGACAAGGUUUCAGCAGUGGAAUGGAAAGAGAAAUAUAUGGCUCUGGAAGCUCUGCUUCUAAAGUUUCGUGGACAGAUGAGUGUGAUUCGGGAACUUACAACAGAAAAGAUGCAGCAGUUGGAAAAGCAAGUUUUGGAGGCAGAGCAGCGUGCCCUUAAGGCAAACCAACAGGUGCAGUGGAUGGAAGAGCAUCUAAAAGCUGUAGAUGUCAAGCCUCCUGACUCUGAACUGAAACUUUUCGAAAGCUGCCAAGACUUGCAGGUGACUCUACAGGAUAAAGAUGAGCUCAUAGCAUUACUGGAACAACAGCUGGAAGAGCAGAAGUACAGCCGAAUCCAAGAUUCCAAGGCUGUGGAGGAAAAAGCAGCAAAAAUCAAAGAGUGGGUGAUGAAGAAGCUGAAAGAGUUUGAAACAGAAAAUGCCUCCCUGAAAGAAACAAACCAGCAGCAAGAGUCUCAGAUACUGGAACUAAGAAACCAAAUUCAAGGUCUGGAACAGGCUCUUGGUCAUGGAGAGACAGGUCAGACUAAACCUGGACAGGCCCAACGGCUAAGCAGUCUGACUUUCGGGUGCUUCCAGAUCAGAGGAAAGAGCCCUCAGGUGCGGACAGGACCGAUGUCAGCUCAGAGCACCACGAACAGUGUGUGUACACCCUUCACACAAACCGAUGACAGGAGACCGUCAACUGAUGGUGGUACGAAACACAAUCCAGAAUUUGAGGCUGUGAGUUUAAGACUAAAGUCUAAGGAGGAACAGGAGGGUGAGAUUGCAGGAGAUAUUCUAUCUUCCAGCAUCUCCUCAGUCUUGUCCAGUGCUGAGGGUGAAGCAGAACUAAUCGAAGUCAGCCUUACCACCUCAGAAUUCACUGAAACCCUAGGAUCAGAUGCUGCAAAAGAGGAAGAAGGUUUUAAGUGCAAGGUGGAUGUUGAGGAUGUCUCCUCAGAUGAGCUUAAUAAGAGUUUUUGCUCAAAACGCCUCAAUUUUCCAUCCUCCUCCAGCGAUGCCAAUAUGACGAGCUCCAUCCUAAACCCAAAACGCCACAUACCGUCUCAGGAUACCAACGACACACCUGCCUCUCCCAAGCAGCCACGUCUGCGUACACCUGACCCCUUUAAUGAUAGUGUGGCCGUAGCAAAAAAACAUCUGAGCCAGCCUCCAGCAGUCAGUGACGCAGUCCACAACAGAGCACGCAAUGCUAUUAGCGUGCUACACGCAUUAGAGUCUCAAGACACCGAUCUAAAGCAGGAGAUGGAGACUAUGGAGGAUAUGAUGCCCUCUAAAGGUAUACCUGAAACCCCAGCAGAAGAGCCCAAGAACCCUGAUUCAUUUGCCUUGAUGUCUGGGAACAAGCCACCCACACCACCAUUGCACAGAUGUCCCUCCUGGGAGAGCAGAAUAUAUGCAGUGGCCAAAUCUGGAAUUCAACUUUCUGAAACUACAUGUUUAGAUGUAGCCAACAAAGACUCCUCCCAUCCAUCAUCAAAUCCUGCCUUCAUGCUCUACACAUCUCUCAUCUACAGGAACAUGACCAUCCCAGUCUACACCACAUCCAAAGGGAGGGUGACACUGCUGAGCAGCACUCAGUAUUCAGAAGAGUCGUCCAGCUCUGAGGAGGAGGACGGUUUAGAGGAGUUUGAUUUAACCUCUGGUGAGGAGGAAAGCAUUUUGUGCACCAACAGUUCCAACUCUGCUAAAGGCAAAGAGAGCCCCCCUUCCCUCUUUAGAGCUGUGUCUCUCUCCUCGAUGGCAUCUGAAAGUGACUACGCCAUCCCUCCUGAUGCCUACUCUACCGAUAACGAGUGCUCUGAGCCUGAGAACAAACUGCCAAAGACCUGCUGUUCUAGCAGUGAUAGUGGCAAAAAUGAACCAAUGGAGAAGUCUGGAUACCUGCUUAAGAUGGUGAAGACCUGGAAAAAGACCUGGAAAAGACACUGGUUUGUCCUAAAGGAUGGGGAAUUGAUGUACUACAAGUCACCUAGUGAUGUUAUUCAUAAACCUCAAGGCCAGAUAGAGCUCAAUGCUUCCAGCACUAUUGCACGCGGGGAUGGCAAACAAACACUUCAGGUGGUCACAAGAAAGCACAUGUACAAUCUAAAAGCAGACUCUCCUAACCUGCUUGAGGAAUGGCUGAGUGUCCUACAGUGUGUGCUGAAGAUUAAAGCAGCUAGCCCUCUCUUUACCCAGCCUGAUGUCCAGCCAGUCAUGAGUGGAUAUAUGACCAAGGUAAAUCAUGACUACUCAAAGCAUGUGUGGUGUGUGCUUAUUUGGAAGACGCUCUACAUCUUCAAAUGUCAGGAGGACAAGUUCCCACUGGGACAAAUCAGGCUGAAAGGGGCUCAGGUGGAAGAACAGACGUCCAUAAAUAUGGACAUUAAGAGUGAACAGUCUGCUGACACCAUCAUUAUCCAGGCCCUAAACCAGAGCUCUACUCACCUGCAGGUAGACUCCCAGCACAAGAAGGCAGCUUGGAUAUAUCACUUGUCUGUGGCUUCAGGCUCCAACAUGGGAAAAGUCGGAACUGAGUUUGAGAAACUGGUUGGCAAUUUGAAAAGAGUGGAUGGAGACCCAGGCUCCCAACUAUGGAGACAUUCUAUGCUGUGCUUCAGCAAGGAAGCCCUGACCACCUCUCUCACCACUCUACCCUCUCAGGCCUUACAGACUGAAGCCAUUAAACUUUUUAAGAUGUGCCAGCUCUUUAUUAAUGCAGCCAUUGACAUUCCAGCCAUAGACUACCAUGUGACACUGGCACAAUGUGCACUCCAAGUAUGUCUCACUCACAGUGAGCUACAGAGUGAGAUCUACUGCCAGCUAAUUAAACAGACAUGCAAGAGGCAACCUUAUGGCCAGUUAGGUCCAAUCCAGUGUUGGCAGCUUUUAGCAUUGUGUUUGGGACUUUUCCUGCCUCAGCCUCCCAUUCUAUGGCUUCUUCAAGUCCAUCUUAAAAAGCAUGCAGAUGCCAGGACAGAGGUUGGAAAGUAUGCCAUCUACUGCCAGCGCUGUGUGGAGAGGACCCAGCAGAAGGGUGAGCGCCAGGCUCGACCCUCACGCAUGGAGAUCCUGUCUAUCUUACUGAGGAACCCAUACCACCACUCACUGCCUUUCAGUGUGCCUGUACAUUUUCUCAAUAAUACCUAUCAGGUUGUUGGUUUUGAUGCUUCCACCACUGUCGAGGAGUUCCAGAAUCGUCUGAACCUUGACACAGGCAUUAGAAAGACUGGCCAGUCUGGCUUUAGUCUCUACUCAGAUGACCCCACUGGCCAAGACCUGGAACAUUUUCUUGAGGGCAGUCUGAAGAUUUGUGACAUUAUAUCGAAGUGGGAGCAGGCCUUUAAGGAGCUUCACAAAGGCAAAUCAGAGAAUACCAGGACUGUGAAACUCACCCACAAAAACAGAUUUUACUUCACUCAGCAGCUAAGAGGAGAGACAGAAAGAGAACGCCUGCUCUUUGCCUAUCAAAUUAAUGAGGAGAUUGCAGCAGGUCAUUUUCCUGUAAACAAAGAACUCGCUCUAGAGAUGUCUGCUCUGCUUGCUCAGGUGGAGUUUGGAGAUGUGUCCAAUUCUGCAGGCUUAGUUUCUGGACAGGCAAAAUCCAUGCAGAUUGUGAAGCAGGUUCUGGAGCGCUUCUAUCCAAAGCACUACAGACGAGCCUGCUCAGAGAAGCAGCUGAGGCAGUUAAGUGAAAAGCUCUUGACUCGCUGGGCGUCGUUGAAGAGGCGUAGUGUCUCUGAAUGUGUGCGCAUCUACCUAACUGUAGCCCGCAAGUGGCCGUUUUUUGGAGCCAAGCUGUUUGAAGCUGAGCCCCGAUCACCAUCUACAAUGCAGAGGACGCGUGUUUGGAUAGCAGUACACGAGGACGGUCUAACUGUGCUAGAGUUUACCUCCAUAAAACUGCUGGUGUCCUUCUCCUAUAAAAACAUUGUAACAUUUGGAGGCUGUCAUCAGGACUUUAUGCUGGUUGUGUCUCAGAGCUCUGGAGGCAACACAGAGAGGAAAAAGCCAACUGAAAAGCAUGUGUUUGCCAUGAAUCCUUUUAAGAGUCGGGAGCUGACGCACCUUAUGGCUAACUACAUCAGCAAUUCGCAUCAGCAGAAAUCAGCAGUGCACCAUCUCUCUGCUCCGGCCCUACUGCUACCUCAGUCCCAGUGUGAAGAACAACGUAGUAAAUCUCCUUCUUCACCAGGUGGCAGAUCUGGCAAAGCCCUCAUGCCCCUCUGAUGCACUGUUGGUACAUUCUAUGAAGUCGGUGCCUGUUUAUAGUGUUUCACAGCACAUUCAAAAAACAUGACCGGACAUACUGUGUCAUGAACUACAAUUCCCAUGAUUCUCAGGACACAUCUCCUCCCACAGUUGCAUGAUCACUAUGCUCCACAUUUCCUUUCAUCUAAUUACAGGCACUACUCUAUAGUUUUUCCACCACUCAGGACCCAGCAUUUAUCACCCUGCCAUUCCUAGUUUAUUCCUAAGUACUUUCCUGUAAAUACAUAUUUAUAAUUUAAUCAUUUUUGUAGUUGGGAUUGGGGCUUGGAUUAUAUCCAUUGAUUCUAAGUAGUAUUAGUAUUAGCAUUGGUGUAGCCUUAGUGUAGCAUUAGCAUUAGUACCAUUAGCUUAGCAUUACCAUUUGGGUUAUUGUUAUAAUUACUGUUUGGAUUUAUGGUGUAUCCGUAGUUCUAUCAUUUUGAUGUUGGCUUUUCUAGGAAAGAGUAUAUUAUAUACUAUGUAAUACUGUAAAUAAAUACUUU
Trichomycterus rosablanca is the source of this 4854-nucleotide messenger RNA. RefSeq names its product pleckstrin homology domain containing, family H (with MyTH4 domain) member 2 (gene plekhh2). Gene Ontology annotation, molecular function: actin binding. The record is from RefSeq and is a predicted model, not a curated record. Gene Ontology annotation, cellular component: cytoplasm; cytoskeleton. Bases 92 to 4330 code for a protein of 1412 amino acids. Lineage: Eukaryota; Metazoa; Chordata; Actinopteri; Siluriformes; Trichomycteridae. Gene Ontology annotation, biological process: negative regulation of actin filament depolymerization. The transcript is spliced from 30 exons.